Messenger RNA from Psylliodes chrysocephalus, 497 nucleotides. NCBI's taxonomy places the organism in Eukaryota, Metazoa, Arthropoda, Insecta, Coleoptera, Chrysomelidae. The record is from the annotation of a GenBank genome assembly.
AAGAAGUUUGUAUUAAAAGGAGUCCCAAGUUGAAAUUAUUGAUAAGCAGGGUCACGAAACAGUAAUUUCGAUAGUAAUUUUAUAAUUAUAUAUCAAUAAUAUAAUAUUUCAAUCUUGUUUUAAAAAAAAAAAAAAAAUACAAUGAAUUUAAAAUCGUUAGUUUUGUUAAAAAUUUUAACUCUUGUGUAUUUGCAUCAAUGUUAUUCCGCAGUAGCAGGCGACCCCUGCAUUCCGUCACCAUGUGGCCCAUAUGGACAAUGUAAAACUAUUAAUGGAAGACCAAGUUGCUCUUGUUUAGUUGGUUGUAGACCCGAAUGUAGAAUUAACGCUGACUGUGCAGAUAACAAAUAUAGUGAACCUUGUUCAGGAUUAUGCGGAUUUAAUACCGAAUGCAGAGUUGUUAACCAUACACUUAUUUGUAGCUGUAAUAGCGGUUACACCGGUAAUCCUUAUAUUGAGUGCUGGGCAAUAUGAUUAUUGAUAGAUUUACACUGAUG